Messenger RNA from Chanos chanos (milkfish), 1548 nucleotides. RefSeq names its product dopachrome tautomerase (gene dct). Lineage: Eukaryota; Metazoa; Chordata; Actinopteri; Gonorynchiformes; Chanidae. Bases 1 to 1548 code for a protein of 515 amino acids. Gene Ontology annotation, biological process: melanin biosynthetic process from tyrosine; developmental pigmentation; positive regulation of neuroblast proliferation. The transcript is spliced from 8 exons. Gene Ontology annotation, cellular component: melanosome. Gene Ontology annotation, molecular function: oxidoreductase activity; dopachrome isomerase activity. The record is from RefSeq and is a predicted model, not a curated record.
AUGAGGGGGAUUCUUUCGCUGUGGUUGUUAUGCUGUUUGAAAUGGAGUCUGCUUGUGGAUGCUCAGUUUCCGAGGGUUUGCUGCACUGUUGAGGGGAUUUCAACCAAAGAAUGUUGCCCAGCUCUAGGGCCAGAUCCUGCCAAUGUUUGUGGAACUCUCUUUGGUCGAGGAAACUGUUCCAACAUCAGAGUGGACACAAAACCUUGGGGUGGACCCUACAGGCUGAGAAACGUGGACGACAGAGAAAGAUGGCCAACGAAGUUUUUUAAUCGUACCUGCAGAUGCUUUGGUAAUUUUGCAGGUUUUAAUUGUGGAGAGUGUAAAUUUGGCUGGACCGGACCAAAUUGUGACCAACGAAAGCCUCCAGUGGUGCGGAAGAACAUUCAUUCUCUGACUGCGGUUGAGCUCCAGGAGUUUCUGGAUGUUUUGGACUUGGCCAAAAACACCAUCCAUCCAGACUAUGUCAUUGCCACCCAACACUGGUUGGGUGUUCUGGGUCCAAAUGGAACCCAGCCACAGUUCACCAACAUCUCCAUUUAUGAUUACUUUGUGUGGCAACACUAUUACUCCGUCAGAGAUACACUCUUAGGCCCGGGGCGUCCAUUCAAAGCCAUAGACUUCUCUCAUAAAGGCCCAGCCUUCAUCACCUGGCACAGAUAUCACCUGCUGAGUCUGGAGAGAGAUCUACAGAAACUGACUGGAAAUGAAAACUUUGCUGUACCUUACUGGAACUUUGCCACGGGACAGACGGAUUGUGACGUCUGUACAGAUUCUCUCCUGGGAGGUCGUGAUCCCAAUGACCCCUCCCUCAUUAGUCCCCGGUCUAGAUUUUCCAACUGGGGAGUGGUGUGCAACAGUUUGGAUGACUACAAUCGCCUAGUCACGCUGUGUAACGGAACGAGGGAGGGAUCUUUACGAAGAGGAGUGGUGGACAGAUCUAACAUGAGUCUACCUACCAUGAAUGAUGUUAGGAGCUGUCUCAACAUUCGAGAUUUUGACAGUCCCCCUUACUUUACCAACUCAUCCUUCAGUUUCAGAAAUGCAUUGGAGGGUUACGACAAACCAGACGGUGAACUUGACAGCUCUGUGUCCAAUUUGCACAACCUGGUUCACUCAUUUCUGAAUGGAACAAGUGCUCUCUCUCACUCUGCUGCUAAUGAUCCCAUCUUUCUGGUGCUCCAUGCUUUCACAGAUGCCAUAUUUGACGAGUGGAUGAAGCGUUUCCCUGAAAACGCUACCUUCCCAGAUGAAAUGGCUCCCAUCGGUCACAACCGAAAGUAUAACAUGGUGCCCUUCUUUCCACCUGUGACCAAUGAGGAGAUUUAUGUUACAUCUGAAGUACUGGGUUAUUCAUACGCCAUAGAUUUGGAAGAGACUGAAACCAAUGCCACAGUGGUUGUGCUGGGGUCCACACUGGGAGGAAUUUUCUUGGGUCUGCUGGUUCUGCUCCUGUUGUUAGUGCUCUAUCUGCAGCAGAGGAGAAAGCGUGAGUUUGAGCCCCUCAUUAAAGCAGAGUUCACCAACAAGAAGUAUACAGAAGAAGCUUGA